Messenger RNA from Prunus armeniaca (apricot), 1524 nucleotides. NCBI's taxonomy places the organism in Eukaryota, Viridiplantae, Streptophyta, Magnoliopsida, Rosales, Rosaceae. The record is from the annotation of a GenBank genome assembly.
AUGCCUGGAGCUGGAAAGCAAAUGACAAGAUCCAAAUCCCCGGUGCUUCUCUUACUUCUCGCUCUCCUCGCCCUCUCCCUCGUCUUCUUCCUCUUCUCCUUUCAUAGCCCCUCCCCCUCCGACGACACCACCACUCUUCUUCACCCAAACCACCAACCCAUUUACAAGCCCGAAACCUCCUUCGUCGCCUCCCUCGACCGCUUCCUCCUCGCCCACAAAUCAUCCCGCCGCGAUGACACCGUCCUCCUUACAACGCUACCCCAGCACCAACCCAACCACCUCGACGAUCUAAUCUUCCAGACCCACACCCAGAGGUUGUACGCUGAUCCCUACUACCCGCUCAGCCUGCCCAUUAGGGUUUACGUCUACGACAUGCCCACCAAAUUCACCUACGAUCUCCUCUGGCUCUUCAGAAACUCUUACAGGCAGACCUCCAAUCUCACCUCUAAUGGCAGCCCCGUUCACCGCCUCAUCGAACAGCAUUCCGUUGAUUACUGGCUGUGGGCGGAUUUGAUUGCUCCAGAGUCGGAGAGGCUGUUGAAAAGCGUAGUGAGAGUGCAUAGGCAGGAGGAGGCUGACCUCUUCUACAUCCCAUUCUUCACCACCAUUAGCUUCUUCUUAUUGGAGAAACAGCAGUGCAAAGCACUUUACAGGGAAGCUCUCAAGUGGGUCACCGAUCAGCCUGCCUGGAACCGAUCCCAAGGAAGGGAUCACAUACUUCCUGUUCACCAUCCCUGGUCUUUUAAAUCUGUUCGGCGCUUCAUGAAGAAUGCAAUUUGGCUGCUUCCUGAUAUGGACUCCACCGGAAACUGGUACAAACCUGGACAAGUCUUUCUGGAGAAAGAUCUAAUUCUUCCUUACGUUCCCAAUGUUGAUUUUUGUGAUUCGAGAUGCAUAUCCGAGACUCAAUCCAAGAGAACCACACUGCUCUUUUUCCGUGGCCGGCUUAAAAGAAAUGCUGGAGGGAAAAUACGCUCAAAACUUGUAGCAGAACUAAGUGGUGCUGAGGGUGUAGCUAUAGAGGAGGGGACAGCAGGAGAGGGAGGAAAAGCAGCAGCUCAAGAAGGAAUGCGCAAGUCUGUCUUUUGCUUGAGUCCAGCUGGUGAUACUCCAUCCUCCGCUAGAUUGUUCGAUGCCAUUGUUAGUGGUUGCAUACCAGUCAUAGUUAGUGAUGAACUGGAACUUCCUUUUGAAGGAAUACUAGAUUAUAGAAAGAUAGCUUUAUUUGUUUCUUCCAGUGAUGCCGUACAACCUGGUUGGCUUUUAACAUUUCUUAGAAAUAUUCGCCCUGCUCAGAUUGAGGAAAUCCGUCAGAAUCUUGCCAAGUACUCAAGGCAUUUCCUAUACUCCAGUCCAGCUCAACCCUUGGGUCCAGAAGACUUGGUUUGGCGAAUGAUGGCUGGUAAGUUGGUGAAUAUCAAACUUCACACUCGAAGAUCUCAACGUGUGGUGAAAGAGUCGAGAAACAUCUGCAUGUGUGAAUGCAAACGUGCCAACUCUACAACCUCCUCAGGUCACUUGUAG